This is a messenger RNA of Pomacea canaliculata, 2242 nucleotides long. Its product is annotated as opsin, ultraviolet-sensitive-like. Gene Ontology annotation, biological process: G protein-coupled receptor signaling pathway. The record is from RefSeq and is a predicted model, not a curated record. The transcript is spliced from 6 exons. Bases 1146 to 2048 code for a protein of 300 amino acids. Gene Ontology annotation, molecular function: G protein-coupled receptor activity. Gene Ontology annotation, cellular component: plasma membrane. Lineage: Eukaryota; Metazoa; Mollusca; Gastropoda; Architaenioglossa; Ampullariidae.
GAUAGACGGCUUAGAUGCUUGAAAAUAUCCAGCAGUUAAGCGAUUCUCGCUUGUCUUGUUUUACUCGAUAGAAUUGUGAGAGCGAGGCUGGGGCCCGUGCUGGCUGGGUGACGUCUGCGAGCGAGAGAGCGAGGCGGGCCACGAGCAUCUCGUGAGAUCGAUAUCCACCCUCCGCCACUGGGUCUCACGGCGUCCACUGCUUUCAUUUAGCCGUACACCAGCCCUUUACCUGCUCAAUGAAGUCUGGCGCUGCCCUAACUCUUCUUUCCAGCAGAAAAUUACAAGUUGAUUGUCUGUGAGGAUUCACGCAUCUUUUUUUCUGAACUGCUUCCUUCAAUUUUUUUAUACCUUUCAAGAUCCAUUUUAAUGAGUUUGGAGAGAAAGGAAGUAUGAAGUUUCAUUUGCUAAAUUUUCAACAGCUGUGGUCGAGAUUAGAGUCCGAUUAGGGCAAGAGAAUGCAUACUUGGGUGAAUCUUUAAAAGCGUUCUUCUCGCGCUGCAAGGCGGGACAAAGUGCGCGGUGUGCUCGAGAAAAAACUUUUGUGACAAAAACGCUUCUGGGAUGACUUCACGCUUUCUUGAAUAAUCUCCUUGUGCUCCUGGGUGAGCAAAGUUGACGAUUCAGUUUUCCAAGCUUGCUUCCAUCUUGACAACACUGUGAGGGAUGCUGCGUCCGUCUCUAGCUGUUGGUCUCUUGUCUGCGCGACGCACAGGACGACAGACAAACCCGGAGGAGAUUCCGGACAGAAACGUAAUCCGAAGUCGGUUGUAUGCUGCUGCAUCCCUUCAUUGCACAGAAAGAUCCAUGCUUGUAAGAAAGUAGGUGGAAAGUGACUCAGAGCUCCUUUCUGCUUCCAUCCACUCCUCAUCCUCAUCACCUGAAAGCCUGCGCACACGAGAAAAGUGUAAACAGACAAGUCUUCACAGUGGCAGCCGGCGUCUGAGUGAAUCGUGACAUCCGGGGCUUACAAUGAGCUCCACAGAGAUGGGAAUAACCUGGAACGAAUCAAGUCCAAAUGUUACAGACCCGUCGCCCGCACUUCUGCACCCCUUCACGUGGCAGACUGGGGCUUCGUGAUUCGCCAGCUGCUGUGUCACGUGAUAGUGGCAGCGGGCCUGGUGGGCAACUGCCUGUCCUUCUUCGUCAUGAAGUCGAAGCCUCUCAGACACAAAUCCUACAGCCAUUACCUCUGCGCCCUGGCGGUCUUCGACUCACUGACUCUCGUUACUCGCGAGAUGCGCCACCUGCAUGACCUACUGACCUACUUCCAGUACUCGGGGGUCUUCUCUGACUUCAGUGCCGUGGGCUGCAAGAUCUUCAGCUUCAGCGAGUGCGUCAGCUGCCUGAUGUCCUCCUGGCUCGUCGUUGCCAUGGCACUGGAGAGGGUCCUCGUCGUCUACGUGCCGUUCCGCAAGAACGUGUGGUGCACGCAGCGCGGCGCCGUCGCCAUUAUCAUCUCGCUCUUCGUCAUCUUCUCCUACAGCCAGGUGUUUCGUUUUGUGAUGGUGACAAAGACUGAAGGCCAGUGCGAAGGUCAUCGGGACUACCUGGCUGCUUACCUGGUGCUGCACGUGUACGUGUACCAGCUCUGCCUCGCCUACACCCUCCCUAUCAUCAUCGUCUUUGCUGCCAACAUCAGCGUUCUACGAAAGAUCUGUCAGGUGGAACGCACUUUCCGCCAGGAUGAAAACUCCGCGUCCACGCGCCUGACUCACGCUUCCUCGGGUCGCUCCAAGACCACGCGCAUGCUGUUGACCAUCUGCUUCGUGUACGUGUUGACGCUGCUGCCCGGCAGCACGCUGUCCAUCGUCAUGAUCGUCGCCUACCAGCUCUUCGACUUGGCCACCUCCCAGCAGCUGCUGGUGGCCGCCGUGCCCUGGUAUAACGUGCUCAUCGUCGUCUCGGACCUCAACUACGCCCUCAACUUCUACAUCUACGUGCUGUCGGGCAAAAAGUUCCGCCUGGAGCUGCGCCGAAUCUUCCGCACGGACCGUUUCGUCGUCAGCUCGCACAGCACGCGCACUCGCGAGGAGUUCAUCCUGUCCUGACUAGGCAGGGCCUUCGUGCACCGGUUCAAGACCCGCGGAGGGGCAAGAGUUGCGGGAGGCGACGCGGAGCUGCAGUGGGUAUCACACAGUCACAGCAGCGGGCAGCUGGCGGGUUCCAGCACGGAGCUGCAGAUGCGAGGGGUGGGGGUGUAGUAUGACCACGCCAUCACGUGCGACAACGCGUAGCCUUAUCA